Messenger RNA from Calliphora vicina (urban bluebottle blowfly), 605 nucleotides. RefSeq names its product signal recognition particle 14 (gene Srp14). NCBI's taxonomy places the organism in Eukaryota, Metazoa, Arthropoda, Insecta, Diptera, Calliphoridae. Gene Ontology annotation, molecular function: endoplasmic reticulum signal sequence receptor activity; 7S RNA binding. The transcript has 4 exons. The record is from RefSeq and is a predicted model, not a curated record. Gene Ontology annotation, cellular component: signal recognition particle, endoplasmic reticulum targeting. The coding region runs from base 110 to 439 and encodes 109 amino acids. Gene Ontology annotation, biological process: SRP-dependent cotranslational protein targeting to membrane.
GGUAGUAAUAUAUUGUAGUCAAUUGUCAUUUUGACAUAUACCUGUCUAUUGUGAUUUAUACUUUGGUGUUUUCUUUUUCUUGUAAACGGAACCUGCCAACGCAUAAAAAAUGGUUUUGCUUGAUAAUUCUUCGUUUAUAAUACGUUUGCAGAAGCUUGCAAAUUCAGCAAAAACAGAUUCUUCAUUCACUGUAACUUUUAAAAGAUACAAUGGUCAUGACAAACCUAAGCCACGCGAAGGAAAACCAGCACUACCUGAGCCUGAAGAAUACAUGUGUCUGAUGAGAGCUCAAUCAAAAUCUAAAAAGCUUUCCACUGUGGUUAAACAUGAGGAUGUUCCCAAAAUGAUGACCAUGUAUGCUCAAUUCAUGAAAAGUAGUAUGGAUGGCUUGAAACGUGUUAAAAAGGUUAAAAGUAAAGCCAAAGCCGCUAAGGGCUAAUAUGAAAAUACAAUUUUAACACGUAUUCGAUUCCUUCUGAUUGAUUUACUUUAAACUAGCAUUUAACGUUAUUUUUUUAAAUAUUCUAGAAUCAUAUAAGAAACAGAAAUAAAUAAAACAAAGGAUAUUUGUUACAAUGAUUUUAAAAAAUGUUACUAAAACAUAA